Punica granatum (pomegranate) is the source of this 2732-nucleotide messenger RNA. Lineage: Eukaryota; Viridiplantae; Streptophyta; Magnoliopsida; Myrtales; Lythraceae. The record is from RefSeq and is a predicted model, not a curated record.
AUGGCUAAGCCCAUCUACUCUGAGAUGAUGUCUUUCGGGGGCUCACAGCAUGGUCAGGGGCAGCAGACCGUUCCGUUCAAGACCAGCAAGCAGUCUCUGAAGGUGCUCCUCUUACAUGGGAGCUUGGAUAUUUGGGUGAAGGGUGCCCGGAACCUGCCCAACAUGGACAUGUUCCACAAGAAGCUGGGAGACAUGUUCUCCCGCUUCCCCGGCAAGCAUAAGGGCAAGAUUGAGGGCCACAUGUCUAGCAAGAUAACGAGCGAUCCCUAUGUUACAAUCUGUGUCUCGGGUGCAGUCAUUGGGCGGACCUUCGUUAUCAGGAACGAUGAGAACCCCGCGUGGGAGCAGCACUUUCACGUCCCCAUUGCACACACUGCUGCAGAAGUCCAUUUUGUUGUCAAGGACGAUGACAUAGUGGGUUCACAGAUCAUCGGAGCCGUCGGAAUCCCUGUGGAACAGUUAGUUUCCAACAAUAGAAUCGAGGGGACCUUCCCAAUUCUUGGAGGCAACGCAGAGCCCUGUAACCCUGGAGCUGCCCUGAGCUUAUCUAUCCAGUACACUCCUGUGGAUAAGCAGGGCCUUUACCAUCAGGGAGUUGGCCCAGGUCCUGCUUAUGAAGGUGUACCAGGGACCUACUUUGGUCUCAGGAAAGGUGGCCGGGUCACACUUUACCAAGAUGCUCACGUCCACAUGGGCUCCCUUCCCAAUUUCAGGCUCGAGGGCAGUCUGCAAUAUAACCAUGGCAGUUGUUGGCAGGACAUCUUCGACACAAUCAGUCAGGCGCGCCGCUUGGUCUAUAUUACUGGAUGGUCGGUCUACCACAAAGUUAGACUAGUCAGGCAUGCUGAUGAUAAUGCAGAUUAUAUGCUAGGAAAUCUUCUGAAGAGAAAGUCACAAGAAGGUGUUAGAGUGCUGGUCCUUGUAUGGGAUGAUCCCACUUCUCAUAGCAUUUUUGGUGGCAGAACUGGAGGCAUCAUGCGUACUAAUGAUGAAGAGACCGAUCGUUUCUUUAAGCACUCAUCAGUGCAGGUGCUACUUUGCCCUCGAUCAGCCAGGGAAGGCCAUAGCUGGCUCAGACAGAAGGAAACAGGAACUAUCUAUACACAUCAUCAGAAAACGGUUAUUGUGGAUGCCGAUGCUGGAAACAACAAAAGGAAGCUUAUUGCAUUUGUUGGAGGUCUAGAUCUAUGCUUGGGGCGUUAUGAUACUCCUAGUCAUCCCAUUUUUAGGACAUUGCAAACCGUUCAUAAGGAUGACUAUCAUAAUGGAACAUUCACGGAUCCUUCCCCUGGAGCUCCAAGGCAGGCGUGGCAUGAUUUGCACUGUCGAAUCGAUGGUCCGGCAGCAUAUGAUAUGCUCACAAAUUUUGAGGAGCGUUGGCUACACGCCUCAGAACCGCAUGGUAUUCAGAAGUUAAGAUCUUCACAUAGUGAUCAGUUACUUAAACUUGAAAGAAUACCUGAAAUAUUGGGGGUCAAAGAUGUUUCUUCUCAUAACGAAGCUGGUCAAGAGGCUUGGCACAUCCAGGUUUUCCGAUCGAUCGAUUCCAAUUCUGUGAAUGGAUUUCCUAAUGACCCUAAACAUGCUACAGACCGGAACCUCCUAUGUGGGAAGAAUAUCCUAAUAGACGCGAGUAUACACACGGCAUAUAUCAAGGCAAUACGUGCAGCCCAGCAUUUCCUAUACAUAGAGAACCAGUACUUCCUUGGCUCGUCAUAUAACUGGGACUCUUACAAUGAUUUAGGUGCUGACAAUUUAAUACCUAUGGAAAUAGCCCUUAAGAUUGCUAGCAAAAUAAAAGCAAAUCAGAGGUUUUCUGCAUACAUUGUCAUUCCAAUGUGGCCGGAAGGUGUUCCUACGAGCGCCCCUAUUCAAAGAAUCCUCUUUUGGCAGCGCAAGACAAUGGAAAUGAUGUACAGGGCCAUCUAUGAGGCUCUAGUAGAGGCCGGGCGUGAGAAAGAAUAUGAACCACAAGACUUCUUGACUUUCUUCUGCCUUGGCAACAUGGAAGGCCAUGAUAGGGAAGGAGGUAGUAUGGCGAUGGCGGCUCCUGCUCCCUCGAAGACUCAGGAACUUGCCAAAAAGAACCGGAGAUUCAUGAUUUACGUGCACUCCAAGGGGAUGAUAGUUGAUGAUGAGUACCUGAUAUUGGGCUCCGCCAACAUCAAUCAGCGAUCUCUCGAAGGCACUCGAGACACUGAAAUAGCAAUUGGUGCAUAUCAGCCUCGUCAUACCUAUGCUAAAAGAAAUUCUUACCCGAAAGGACAGAUACAUGGAUAUAGAAUGUCGCUAUGGGCAGAGCACCUUGGGACCGUUGAGGAGUGCUUCAAGCAACCGGAGAGUCUUGAGUGCAUGAGACGUGUGAGGUCGCUGAGUGAGUUGAACUGGAAGCAAUAUGCAGCAGAUGAGGUAGCAGAUAUGAAAGGUCACCUUUUGAAGUACCCACUGCUUAUUGAUGGUAUGGGCAAGGUGAAGCCGAUUCCAGGAUGCACGACGUUCCCUGAUGUUGGUGGUAAAAUCGAAGGAUCAUUCAUCGCGAUCCAAGAAAAUUUGACGAUUUGAUUCAUCUGAUGAUCCGCUCGAUUUAGGAAUGUGCUUUGAUGUGCUAUUUCUUUGUCAUAAUCGUGCCCGAGGGCGUCGUACAAAGGAAAAAAAACAAGUGUACCACGCUAAUAAACUAAUAUACGACGUUCCGUAGUACUCGUGUCUUGGACUGUCAUACAAAGGAAAAA